CGUUCCCCGCCUCGCCGCUCCCCCGGGCGCGCAGCGGCUCUGUCCUCCCCCGGGGCAGGGAGCGGGAGGCGGCUGCCGGCAGCUCCCCGCAGCUCCCCAGCCGCCGCCGGGCCGCGGCUCCUCGGCAGCCCCGCCGCCGCCCCGCACCGCUCCGGCAUGGCUUUCGCUAAUUUCCGCCGCAUCCUGCGUCUCUCCACCUUCGAGAAGCGGCGGUCCAAGGAGUACGAGCACGUCCGCCGCGACCUGGACCCCGCCGAGGUGUGGGAGGUGGUGGGGGAGCUGGGCGACGGCGCCUUCGGCAAGGUCUACAAGGCUAAGAAUAAGGAAACCGGUGCUUUAGCGGCUGCCAAAGUCAUUGAAACAAAGAGCGAAGAUGAACUGGAGGAUUACAUGGUGGAGAUUGAAAUACUGGCGACCUGUGAUCACCGACACAUCGUCAAGCUGCUGGGAGCGUUUUAUUGGGAUGGCAAGCUCUGGAUCAUGAUCGAGUUCUGCCCAGGCGGAGCAGUGGAUGCCACUAUGCUGGAGCUGGACCGGGGCCUGACUGAACCCCAGAUUCAAGUGAUUUGCCGCCAGAUGUUGGAAGCCCUCCAUUACCUCCACAGCAAAAAGAUCAUCCACCGUGACCUGAAGGCAGGCAACGUGCUUCUCACCCAGGAUGGGGACAUCAAGCUUGCUGACUUUGGAGUGUCUGCCAAAAACAUGAAAACCUUGCAGAAGCGAGACUCCUUCAUUGGGACUCCUUACUGGAUGGCCCCGGAGGUGGUAAUGUGCGAGACCAUGAAGGACACUCCGUACGACUACAAGGCGGACAUCUGGUCCCUGGGAAUCACGCUGAUUGAAAUGGCCCAGAUUGAGCCGCCCCAUCAUGAGCUCAACCCCAUGAGAGUCCUGCUGAAGAUUGCCAAGUCUGACCCCCCCACGCUCAGCUGCCCUUCCAAAUGGUCCCUGGAGUUCAGAGACUUCCUGAAGACGGCGCUGGACAAGAACCCAGAGACCCGGCCCAGUGCUGCCCAACUGCUGGAGCAUCCCUUCGUCAGCAAGGUGACCAGCAACCGGGCCCUGCGCGAGCUGGUGGCCGAGGCCAAGGCUGAGGUGAUGGAAGAGAUUGAGGACAGUCGAGAUGAAGCGGAAGAAGAUGACUCGUCGGAGUCUGCCUCGCCCCCUGGUAAGCACAAGCGGGACCCCUCUGAGGCGAGUCAGCUGAGUUUUGAUGGGGAGAAGCCUCCGGACUCUUCCUUGGCCAAGGCAGCGAAUGGGCCUGUGGAGACUGGCAAGGAGACCACAGAUGGACAGAGCGAUAAAGUCUCAGAUGAAGGCAUAAGCAGUGACAAUGACAAAUUGGAGAGCAAUCAGUCCACAAAAACUAGCUCUACCACCUUGGCCACCCAGGGCAAGCCAGACAUCAUCUCGCAGCCUGGACGGUUGGGUAACUCAACGGAAGGGGACAAGCAGCCCAAGCCAGGCAGCAGGGAGCGAAAAAGCAUCGGGGAGCGACCGGAGAGCAGCCACCUGGAGAACUUCAUGGAGGAGAAGCUUGCCAAUGGGAACUUGGAUUCCCCGGCUCUGUUCCCCGGCAGCCGGUCCAAAGGGGAUUCGGAUUCUGGCAGCACUUCAGCCUCUGAAAGCAUGGACCUCACCAUCUCUCUGUCUGCUGACCUGUCCCUCAACAGAGAGAGCGGCUCCAUCUCCCUGAAGGAUUCCCAGAUGCACAAGAAGACGCUGAAGCGCACUCGCAAGUUUGUGGUGGAUGGAGUAGAGGUGAGCGUCACCACCUCGAAGAUCAUCAGCGAGGAUGAGAAGAAGGAUGAAGAGAUGAGAUUUCUCAGGCGCCAGGAGCUGCGGGAGCUGCGUCUCCUUCAGAAGGAGGAGCACCGAAACCAGGCCCAGCUCAACAGCAAACACCAGCUGCAGCUGGAGCAGAUGCUCAGGCGCUUUGAGCAAGAAAUGACGGCAAAGAAGAAGUUCUAUGACACUGAACUGGAAAACCUCGAACGGCAGCAGAAGCAGCAGAUUGAGAAGAUGGAACAAGAUCACUCACUGCGCCGGCGGGAGGAGGCCAAGCGCAUUCGCCUGGAGCAGGAGCGGGACCACGUCAAAUUCCUGGAGCAGCUAAAGCAGAUGAAGAAGGAGGUCAAGAACGAGGUUGAGAAGCUGCCACGGCAACAGCGCAAAGGGAACAUGAAGGUGAAGAUGGAUGACUUCGCCCAGAAAAAACAAACCAUGGAACAGGAGUUUUUGGCCAAGCAGAAGGAGGACCUGGAGCUAGCCAUGAAGAAUAUAACUGCCCAGAACAAAAAAGAGAUCUGCGACAAGGAACGCGAGUGCCUGAACAAAAAGCAGCAGCUCAUGAGAGAUCGGGAGGCAUGCAUCUGGGAUCUUGAAGAGCAUCAGCAACAGGAGAAACACCAGCUUAUCAAGCAGCAGCUAAAGGACCAGUAUUUCCUCCAGAGGCAUGAGUUGCUCCGGAAGCAUGAGAAGGAAAGGGAGCAAAUGCAACGAUACAACCAGCGCAUGUUAGAGCAGCUGAAAAUUCGGCAGCAGCAGGAGAAAGCCCGGCUCCCCAAAAUCCAGCGGAGCGAAGGGAAGACGCGCAUGGCCAUGUACAAGAAGAGCCUUCACAUCCACUCCAGUGGGAGUGCAUCCGAGCAGCGGGAGAAGAUAAAACAGUUUGCUCAGCAAGAAGAGAAGAGGCAAAAAGCAGAGCGGCUGCACCAGCAGCAGAAGCAUGAGACGCAGAUGAAGGACAUGCAGGCCCAGUGUGAGAGCAACACGAACGAGCUCCAGCAGCUGCAGAAUGAAAAGUGUCACCUCUUGAUUGAGCAUGAAACACAGAAGCUUAAGUCCCUGGAUGAGAAUCACAACCAGCACAUGAAGGAGUGGCGAGACAAGCUGAGGCCACGGAAGAAGGCCCUGGAGGAUGAGCUGAACCAGAAGAAACGUGAGCAGGAGAUGUUCUUCAAGCUGAGCGAGGAGGCGGAUGGACAGACGCCAGCAUCCCCAACCAAACACGCCAAGUUCGUCCCGUUCAGCUCGGCAGAGAGCUCGUAACAGCCUGCAGCUGGCAGGCCACCAGCUGAUACUUGCUGUGUCCUCCUGGGCUGCAGGUGGGCAACUUGACUUGGAAGAUCCUCUUGGCAGCCUCUUCUUACAACAGCACCCUUCUGUCCCCUUGUGUCUGGGAUACAUGUGGCUUCUGUCCUGCACUGGGGGAUGCUGACUGGAAGUCUUGGUGGCUUUUCCAGGAGCUGGCCUGCUCAGCACAGCUCCACGCUGGGAAGCCAGGCAGGACCCUUUCUGCGAUCGCACUUGCACUGUUAGCUGGAUGCGUCACCUCGUGAGCCUGGUGCUCACCAGGCUUGUCAACUCAGACUGAAGCAAUAAAACUGCUCUGAACAGGAGAAACAGGCGAUGGCUCCUGCCCUCUGCGCAGGGGUUAUUGGCCUCUCUCUCCACUGUGGCUGCUUCUCCUCCCGGUCCUCUGUAAGAACUAGUCUGGGACAGAGCAGCUUUGGCAUUACCUUAGGCUAACCUUGGCCUUGUGGCCUGCCACCACUUGCCUUAGAUUUAUUUCUACCUACUGUGGCCCUUUUUUGCUCAAGGGAAAGACAGUGAUUUGGAUUUUUUUUUGCCUUUGAGGAGGGAGGGUUGGGUUUUUUCUUUCCUCUUCCUCCCCAUACAGACUAUGCAAAAAGGGCACUGGCUGGACGUCCUUCCAAAGAUGCUUCUGCUUCUUUAUUUGCCAUGAUUGCUGGCACCACAGUCCCUCUGGCACCGAGCUAACACUAUCUUAUCAGAGACUGGACUAUGGCAUAAUUAAACUGUUCAGCUGGCUGCAGGCUUUUGUCUCUUGAAGAAGCGUGUGUGUACGUGCAAGGGGGAGGUUUGUAACAGUGCUCAGUCCUGCGCCGACACAGUGAGGUAUCGGUCACGGCCAAGUGCCUUCUGGGAAGAACAAGUGAGGGGCCGAAGGGUGUUAUUGCCGGAGCUCUCAUGAUCAUACAUGUGCUUGAGAUUUUUUUUUUUCCUAAGUGCUGGGCCACAUGGGUAAGCCAGCAGUCAGGGUUAUGGGCUGCAAAGCAUCAUUUGGAAAGAAUAAAGGAGUCUUGAAACAAGGGAUGCAAGGGAAGAAGAGAUGCAAAAACAGGUCACAGUGACUUGUUACUCUCAGCAUCACUUCCUCCACUAAUGUUUCAUCUCCUUAUGAUGUGCCACAGUUUCUUGGAUGAUUCUCCUCAGCUUAGAGUCGCGCAGCAGAGCGGUGGCAGGCCCAGCCCUCUGUCCUUUCUGCUCCAUGGUGAUGUCUCGGUUGGGCUGCCCUUCCCCACCUGCACAAGGCAGUGCUGGGCUGAGCUGCUGGGUAGGACCCAGGGGACAGACCUCAUUGGGCAGCACCUUCUUCUUUACACAACCAAAAGGUGUAAGGUAGCACUUAAGUUUUUCUCUCUUUUGAUCUCUGGACAAUGUUGUUUGUUUUAGGCCUGUUUCCCUAGCAAGAAAAAAAUGCUUCUGCUUAAAAAAAAAAAGUAGUUAUAUUAAACUGUCAUAUGUUGAUUUAGAGAGACACUGGCAUUUCAGGAAAAGGUGGCGUGUGAUGUGCUAUGCUUCUAGGUACCUAGCUGAAGGAGUCAGCCCCCAGGUCUUUAAGACCUCUGUAUCUGAGGAGUGUUAGAGUUCUAUCAUUUAGAGUUCAUGAUACAUAUUUAUAAGCUUCCUGCAAACUAGUAAGAGUACAUCCAUUUGGGCCAUUCCAAGUUCUUAUGAAUCUAUACCAUUAAUGUCUCUAUUAAUAAAUAUAGCCUAGAUGGACAUCUAAGGGCUGGGACCCUUUGCAAGCAGACUGCAUAGCAGCUUUUCAGUAACUAGCCUGUUCCCCCAGGAAGACUGCCUCUCCCAUCUCCGAAAGCAUGGACUGUGCCUUUCAGAUAUGAUGAUAAUGCCAGGUUGUGAGCUGAUGUAAAAUUAACGAAUGCAGAGGGUUGUUCCUGAACCAGGGCAAUGCGCUGGUUUGAGCCUUUCAGUUGCAUUAGAAACGUGUGCUGGCAGCCCCAGCGGUUUUGUUCUUGGUCCCACUGGGGUCAGGCUGGAGCUAUUCUAUGAAAUGGUGGUUGUCACAGAAAUAAGUACCUGGUGCCUGUCCUUUCAUGUGUUACACGUGACUUGCAGCAUGCUGUUCAUAACAUACCUCCUCCAGCUGAAGGGCUUUGCCGCCUCUGACUGCUUGCUUCUCCAGCCGUGGGAGUGUCAGCUCUCUCGGGCUAUUGUGCAGCCAUCAGGAAGGAGACUGUUCCUGGGGGCUUUUAAAGAGCUGAUAUGAUUCCCCCAUGGUAAAUUGGUUGUCCCUUUCUCCAGUCCAGCUUAUUUGCAGCCUGGAGCUAGCAACAUAGUUUUGCUUUUGCUAAUAGAUGGUGGGAAUGGUUUUUGUUUCCUCUCUGGGUGUGCCAGGGACUGUAGUACCAUGUCCCUCUCUUCUAGGAGAGGGCAGGGGAGCACAUCAUCUGAUUGUCAUGUUUACAGGGUGGGUUGUUUGGGUUCCCCCCCCCCUCCUUUCAAAAGCGGAUGUUUUGUUGUUUCCUGUUCAGAAGGAACCAUGAAUAAAUCCAACUUAUUUUUGAGGGGGGAUGGGAUGCCAUUUUUUUAAAUGUGGCUUUGAAUAAAAAGGUUUUUUAAAUAUUUUGUAAAAUGUCUUCAGUGGGGCCACCACUAUGAUGUAAAGACCCUUCUAAUAAAGUAACAGACUGAGAA
This is a messenger RNA of Grus americana (Whooping crane), 5745 nucleotides long. It is a transcript of the gene STK10, whose product is annotated as serine/threonine kinase 10. The record is from RefSeq and is a predicted model, not a curated record. Gene Ontology annotation, molecular function: ATP binding; protein serine/threonine kinase activity. The transcript has 19 exons. Gene Ontology annotation, biological process: protein phosphorylation. Lineage: Eukaryota; Metazoa; Chordata; Aves; Gruiformes; Gruidae. Bases 157 to 3051 code for a protein of 964 amino acids.